GCAGAUACAGAAAUGGCCGCCAAAUACAUCUUCUGAGUUGUGACGGUGUUGGUCUUAUGGAGAGUUUGUUGACAAAGAAGCGCUCGUCCCCAAUGCUCCAACUCAGUUCAAAAAAUCAAAAUCAGUAUAGAAUGGCAUUUCACGUCGCCUGCCCAAUUACAUGCCGUCGAAUCUGCUAUUGCUCCUUAGGGUUUCCGCGGAAUCUUGCCUCAGACAAGACCCGUCAUCAUUUCAUCCAGGAUGCUAGUAGGGUUGCUGAUUUCUUUAAGGAUCCGUUGCCAAUUGUCUCCGAUCAUAAACGUACUGUUCAGGUUCUUGUUCCUAAGAUUGUUCUUCCUCCCCCUCCUCCUUCUUCUGUUGCUGCUAUUGGGGAUGGGGAUGGUUUUGUGGAUGGAGAUGAGAUGGUGUCUGCACAGAACAAGCGGGCGGCUUUGCAGAAAAAGGCUGCUGCUGCUUCAUUGGUUGCUGAAGAUUUUGCUCGGAGAUUUGAAUCUGGUUCAAUGGAUGAUUCAGGAGAUCUGCAGGUUGAAGAUGGUCAGUCCAACACUAAAGUGAUGUGUCGGCUGUGCUUCUCUGGUGAAAAUGAAGGAAGUGAAAGAGCUUGGAAGAUGCUAUCAUGUAAAAGUUGUAGCAAGAAGUAUCAUAGGAAUUGCGUUAAAGCUUGGGCUCAUGAUAGAGAUUUAUUUCAUUGGAGUUCAUGGACUUGCCCCUCUUGCCGAACUUGUGAGGUCUGUAGAAGGACCGGGGAUCCAAGUAAGUUCAUGUUUUGUCGACGGUGUGAUGGUGCAUAUCAUUGUUAUUGUCAGCAGCCCCCCCACAAGAAUGUUAAUCAUGGACCUUACUUGUGCCCCAAACACACAAGAUGCCAUAGCUGUGCAUCUGUUGUCCCAGGAAAUGGUUUAAGCACAAGGUGGUUCCUAGGUUAUACGUGCUGUGAUGCUUGUGGAAGAUUAUUUACUAAAGGCAAUUACUGCCCAGUCUGCUUGAAGGUUUACAGAGACUCUGAGUCAACACCUAUGGUGUGUUGUGAUUUAUGCCAACGUUGGGUGCAUUGCCAGUGUGAUGACAUUAGUGAUGAAAAGUAUCUGCAAUAUCAAGUGGAUGAUAAUCUUCAAUACAAAUGUGCCACAUGCCGUGGGGAGUGCCACCAGGUUAGGGAUGUUGAUGAUGCUAUUCGGGAACUUUGGAAGAGGAGAGACAAAGAUGACCAGGAAUUGAUUGCAAGUUUGAGGGAAGCUUCUGGUUUGCCUACUCGGGAUGAUCUAUUUUCAAUUACACCCUUUUCAGAUGAUGAAGAAAGUGGGCCCACCAUGAGCCGCCCCUUAAAGUUUUCUAUCAAGGGUUUGACUGAUAAUUCACCAAAGAAGACCAAGGAAUCUGGCAAAAAAUCUUCAAAAAAGAAGAAUGCUAAGAAAAAGGGACACCGUUCAUCUAUUAUAAGAAGAAUAGAGGAAAAUGAGUACUUUGAAGGAGAUAGUGUUGCCCCACCUUGUAUUCACGAAGGAAAUAAUGAUGAAUUGCAGUCCCCAAAAAGUGCCGAACCUUUUUCUUCUCCUACUGCUGGAAGUUUUAAUGGAGGGAUAUGCUCUACCAAUCAAAUGGGAGCUGGAAAACGCAAAAUCAUGGAUGUGAUUGGAGUAAGCAAUGGAAAUAAGAAAAUCAAGAUGGUUCAUAUCGAUAAUAGAAAAAGUGAUGACUUUGGAAAAGAUGCUAAUAAAUCCAACAUUAUAAACACAAAGGGGCCCAAGCUAGUUAUACAUUUAGGUGGUCGGAAUAAAGGGAUAGCAAGCUCUUUGAGACCUGAUGCAUCUAGCCAAAGGGAGAAAGAUUUUGCCACUCUUAAUGGGAAUGAACUUGUUGGGCAAGAAGAAAUGAUUACCCACAAUAAACUUGAUGAGGCUGCUAAACUUGGUGAAAGAAAUGGAGAUAAGGUUGAGGUUCCUGAUCUACCUAGUUCACAACCCCGAGGUAGUUUGAUAAAGAUAAAAAAGAUAAAUUCGGAAGUUCCCCAGACAAAAAUUAGGUUUUCUGGUGGUAAUAAAGCCGACAAAGAUGAAUAUAUUCCUCCUCCAGGCAAUCCACAGGUUUCACACAGAAAAAGCAAUAUUAGAAACGCAGAUUUGGAUCAGACUGCAACUGAAGCGCCUGUAAUGAGCGGCCCAAUAGUUUAUUCGAGAAAAAAUACAGAAGGAAGAUCUGGUGCUCUGGGUGGCAUUAAUAAUGAUAGUAUUCUUCGUACGAGUUCAGAAUUACAACCUCCUCCACAAAAAGAGCCGAAACCUCUUUUGAAGCUUAAAUUCAAGAAUCCAUAUUUGGAAAAUCAGAGUUCGUGGUCUUCUCAUGGUGAGGAUGAGAAGAGUUCUGUAAAGGGCCAAAGGUCUAAGAGGAAGAGACCUCUGAUUAUGGAGAAGCCAGUAGAAAUGGGAGAUGAACAGGACUCACAGACACAUGGAGACAGCUCAAUGAAUGAGAUUAUGGAUGCCAAUUGGAUAUUGCAGAAGUUGGGUAAAGAUGCGAUCGGAAAGAGAGUAGAAAUCCACCAACCGUCUGACAACUCCUGGCAUAAAGGGGUUGUGAGUGAUUUUGUGGAAGGAACAUCUCUAGUCUGUGUUGGCUUGGACAAUGGGCAGACGAAAAAGCUUGAACUUGGUAAGCAAGGUAUUCGAUUUAUUUCUCAGAAGGCAAAAAAGAGAUGAACUAACAAAGUGCUGCUGGAGUUAAUUCAUGGGCCCCCGCCCUAGAUAUACUGUUGUAUUUACAUUGCCAUUUGCCCUAUAGAUUGAAUGAAUGGUUUUACUUCUGAGGAGGAGGGGCGUAUUUUACUUUGAUUGAGUGACUAGAAGUUAUUGAUUUCUUAUUCUUUUUACUAGUUGAUCUGGUGUCUUGUUUUGGCAUUGGGCAUCUAUUGUUGUUUAACUAAAUUGUUAUAAACAAAUAGAACAAGUAGAAAUCAAAGGGAUUCGAAUUUGGAUCAUAUCU
This is a messenger RNA of Impatiens glandulifera, 2979 nucleotides long. RefSeq lists its product as uncharacterized. Gene Ontology annotation, biological process: DNA recombination; DNA repair. Bases 57 to 2696 code for a protein of 879 amino acids. The record is from RefSeq and is a predicted model, not a curated record. NCBI's taxonomy places the organism in Eukaryota, Viridiplantae, Streptophyta, Magnoliopsida, Ericales, Balsaminaceae. Gene Ontology annotation, molecular function: metal ion binding. The transcript is spliced from 14 exons.